Molecule: messenger RNA, 2781 nt
Organism: Ostreococcus tauri
Lineage: Eukaryota; Viridiplantae; Chlorophyta; Mamiellophyceae; Mamiellales; Bathycoccaceae
Product: DNA mismatch repair protein, MSH2
Exons: 2
Coding region: 1-2781 (926 amino acids)
Biological process (GO): mitotic recombination; mismatch repair
Cellular component (GO): MutSalpha complex; nucleus
Molecular function (GO): ATP-dependent DNA damage sensor activity; ATP binding; mismatched DNA binding
Source: RefSeq, a predicted model, not a curated record
AUGGCGGACGCGGACGCGGAGACGAAAUUCGCGCGCGUCUACGCGCGAUUGAUCGCGGACGACGGACGCGCGGGCGAGCGCGUCGUGCGAUUCUUCGAUCGACGAGAUUUUUAUUCGGUGCACGGUGCGGACGCGGAGUACGUCGCGCGGACGUUUUAUAAGACGACGUCGGUGAUCAAGCACACGGGGAGGGGAGAAGAUGCGUUGGCGGGCGUCACGCUGAAUCGCGCCAUGUUUGAGACGGCGUUGCGGGAGCUGUUGAUCGAGGGCGCGGAGGGCGCUCGAGUGGAGCUGUACGAAGAGAGCAAGCCGAGCGGGACGUGGACGCUUUCUAAGACAGCGUCGCCGGGUCGAACGCAGGCGUUCGAGGAGGAGUUGUUUCGCUCGAAUGAAAUGUCGGAUGCCGCGGUGGUGUGCGCGGUUCGCGCGACGAGCGGCGGCGGCGUGGGCGUGGCGUACGUGAACGCGACGACGCGCGAAUUGGGCGCGUGCGCGUUCGUGGACGAUGAACAGUUUUGCACGCUCGAGAGCGUGUUGUGUCAGAUGGGCGCGAAGGAAUGCGUGGUGCCGAAGGAAGGUUUGGAGACGCCUGAGGGGAGACGGUUGCGAGACGUCGUCGCGAGAUGCGGCGCGCUAGCCACGGAGCGUCCUUCGCGAGAGUUUGACGUGUUGGAUCUCGAGAGCGAUCUUGAUAGGCUGAUCAAGGGCAAUGUCGAGGCGCAUCGAGCGGUGAUCGAUCAACCAAACUCUGCGGCGUGUCUCGCCGCGGUUUUGCGUUUCAGCGAGAUGCUCGCCGAUAGCGCCAAUCAUGGGCGAUGUUCGCUGAGCAUGUACGACACCGGUCGUUACAUGCGUCUUGACGCCUCGGCACUUCGCGCGCUGAACGUCCUUCCCGAACGCUCCGAUGGACCCAGUAACUUUAGUCUUUACGGCUUGCUGAACAAGUGCCGAACCCCCAUGGGUCGACGUCUUCUCUCGAGAUGGCUGAAACAGCCGCUCGUCGACGUCGGCGAAAUUGCCCAACGACACGACGUCGUGCACGAAUUUGUGAACUCCGCUGAGGUCAGAGAUGCUCUUCGCAGUGCUCACCUUCGAUCUCUACCGGAUAUUGAGCGCAUCACUAGAAAGCUCGAACGGCGUAAGGCGACGUUGAUGGACCUGUGUCGACUGUAUCAAGCGAGCGCAGCGCUCCCGCACAUGGCGGAGGCGCUGGAACGAUGCGAAGGUCGAUUCGCGGAUUUCAUUCGCACCAAGUACGCCGAUGAGCUGAAGAAGUUCAGCGAUCCGAGCCAUCUCGGGCGUUUCGAAGGUCUUUUAGAGGCGGCGGUGGAUCUGAGCAAGAUUCCUGACGAGUAUGUUAUCUGCGCUUCGUACGACGCCGAGCUUGGGGAGCUGCAAAAGCAAAAGGACGUCCUGGAAGAGGACAUUCGAAGCGCGUUCGCCGACGCUAGCAAAGAUUUGGGGAUGGAACGAGACAAACAGUUGAAGUUGGAGCACAACAACAUGCACGGCUGGUUUAUGAGAUUGACCAAGAAGGAUGAGACCUCAGUUCGCAAGAAGCUAAGCGUCAGUUAUCAAAUUCUCGAGGCGAAGAAGGAUGGGACCAAGUUUACGAACAAAAAGCUUCGCGCGCUCUCCGAGCAACGCGUCGCUCUCGAUCGUAGCUAUGAGGCCAAGCAGCGUCACCUCGUCGAGCGCGUCGUCGACGUGGCGGCUUCGUUUUCUGAAGUCUUCCUGAACGUCUCUGCCAUGGCCGCGGAGAUCGACGUUCUCGUCUCCUUCGCUGAAGUCGCAGUGAGCGCCCCCGUACCAUUCGUUCGUCCAAUCAUGCAGGAAAAGUCAUCUGACACGAUCCAUUUGGAGAAUUGUCGACACCCGAACGUCGAAGCGCAGGACAACGUGCGAUUCAUCGCGAACACGUGCUCGAUGAAGAAGGGCGAGUCUUGGUUUCAAAUCAUCACGGGUCCGAACAUGGGUGGGAAGAGUACGUUUAUUCGCCAGGUGGGCGUGUGCGUGCUCCUGGCACAGAUCGGGAGUUUCGUACCGUGUGAUGAAGCAACGAUCGCCGUUCGGGAUGCCAUUUUUGCUCGCGUCGGAGCCGGUGAUUGUCAACUCCGCGGCAUCUCCACGUUCAUGGCUGAGAUGCUCGAGACGGCGGCUAUUUUGAAGGCAGCAACGCCUUCGAGUUUGGUCAUCAUCGAUGAGCUCGGUCGCGGGACGAGCACAUACGACGGCUUUGGUCUCGCUUGGGCGAUCAGCGAGCACAUAGUGAACGAGAUUCAGGCUCCAUGCAUGUUCGCCACGCACUUCCACGAGCUCACCGCGCUGAAAGGUGCGAGCGGCGUCGCCAACUUUCACGUCGAGGCGCUCAUCGACCAGGCGAGCCGGAAACUUACCAUGUUGUACCAAAUCAAGCCCGGUGCGUGCGAUCAAUCGUUUGGGAUUCACUGCGCCGAGUUUGCUCGGUUCCCCGAGGAAGUUCUCAAGGUUGCCAGACAAAAGGCGGAGGAACUGGAAGAUUUCAGCAAGGAAGGCGCCGAGCGAGCCGUCGCGGAUGUUUCCGAACCCAACGCCAAGCGUCAACGCGGCGAGGAAGUCUCCGACGACAUGGCUCGCGGCGUCAUCCGCGCACGCCAGUUUCUCUCUGACUUCGCCGCGGUGCCACUCGAGCGCAUGUCCCCAGCCGAGGCCGUCGCCCGUGCGAGACAGCUCAAAGCUGAACUCGAGAGCGACGCCGCGCACAACUCCUGGCUCACCGAUCUCGUCGCCAACGCCGCGUGA